Molecule: messenger RNA, 1053 nt
Organism: Closterium sp. Naga37s-1
Lineage: Eukaryota; Viridiplantae; Streptophyta; Zygnematophyceae; Desmidiales; Closteriaceae
Source: the annotation of a GenBank genome assembly
AUGUUCCAUAUUCAACUGGGAAACGAAAGAGCAGCUGCUAAGACUUGUGGCCUGUACAGGUCGGCUCCUAUCACCCGACCGCGACUCCGGGUUUUAGUCUUCUCAACACGCAUUGGACCGCAGCGUGGUAUCGAGGCCGCUUGUGACGGGGGAUCAGGCAGGCCCUGUGGUGGAUCGCAGCAGCAGGCGUGUUUUGAGAAUCCUCAACUAACGACUUCUGAGGCGGCUCAAGAGGCGAGCGAGCAGGCAGGCCCUGUGGGUCGCAGCAGCAGCGACACCAUCGCUCUUCCCAUUGCUUUCAACCCACUGGCAUCACAUAGCGUGCACGAGCAGCAGCAGGAGGUUGAGGGAGGGGCAGAGGCAAUAACACUGCACCUGCCGUCCCUCCCCUCACACCUCUCUCUGCCCCAUGCCCCGGCUCCACAGACUACGAGGGCGAGCAGCAGAUGGAGACUACGAGGGAGAGCAGCAGAUGGAGGUGGAGGCGCUGGGGAGGCAGCAGAGGCACCUUCCACCCCCCCCUCCACUCCCUCCCCAUUCUCCCCCUUCCGUCCCUUGGCCCAUCUCUCUGCCUCAUGCCAUGGCUCGACAGACUACGAGGGCAAGCAGCAGAUGGAGGUGGAGGCGCUGGAGGCGAUUCUCAUACUACGAGGGCGAGCAGCAGAUGGAGGUGGAGGCGUUGGACAGACAGAGGCGAUAAUAACCAUCCUUUCCUCCCCUUCCCUCCCCGCCCCUCCCCUUCCCUCCCCGGCACAGACUACGAGGGCGAGCAGCAGAUGGAGACUACGAGGGCGAGCAGCAGAUGGAGACUACGAGGGAGAGCAGCAGAUGGAGGUGGAGGCGCUAGAGGCGAUUCUCAUGGACGAGUUCGAAAGGGUGGACGACACAUCAGGCCUGGGCCUGCCAGCGGAUAAGCCUUGCUACCUCAUCACAAUAUCGCCCAAGGGGGAUGACGAGGAAGAGACGACACCUUUUCCAGUGCGGCUGGCACUCUACUUCGCCCACACGCCCACCUACCCCGAUGAGCCACCGCUACUCAGUUUGCGAAGGUGA